UGUAUGCUUACACAUAUUGCCAUAGCAAAUCCAUUAGGUAGGAAAAUCCCAGAUGGCCUCUCUCUCAAUCUUCGAUUCAGAAUCAGAUGAAGACACUUGGGUGAUCCAAAUAAAUCAGUUGGUGAAUGAAACCAACCUCUCAAUCUUGAACACAAUGCCCGUUUGCAUAUACCAAGUGCCCAAGUCUUUGAGUUGUGUCAAGCCAGAAGCUUUUGCUCCACAACUCAUAGCCAUUGGUCCAUACACACACUUUCAUCCUGAUCUCUAUCCCAUGGAAAGGUUCAAAGUUUUUGCUGCCAAAAGGGUCCUUGAUCACUUCAAAAAACAUAACCUCAAACAACUAGUUGAGCUACUCCACAGCACAGGACCGUUCAUCCGUGCUAGUUACCACAAAUACUUGGACCUCAAGGAAGAAACCUUGCUAUACACCAUAGCCAUUGAUGGUUUGUUCUUAAUGGAUUUCUUCCACAAUUACAUUGAUGAUAAAAUGUUUGGCUCUUUCAUGACAGGACUAGAAGAACAAGUUCAAAAAAGUGGUGUAAAGCUAACCAAGGAUGCCAUCAUAAGAGAUUUGAUCAUGGUAGAGAACCAAAUUCCAACCUACAUCAUGGUGAGGAUUUUGAUGCUUGAAACCUCCCAUCCCAUUGAUUCAAUUCAAGAAUACUUGGGUUCAAUGCUCUUGUCAUUUUGUCACAAACACUCUCCACUCAAGUCAACUCACACCCCAACAAGUUCUGAAGCUGUCACCAAAUAUUACCAUAUCUUGGAUCUCAUGUACCAUUUGGUGGUCUUUCAAAAUGAAAAGUCCGAAACACAACCACUUUUCAAAAGCGAAUGUCCGAGUAAACCCCUUUGUAAUGAUGACUCCACCACUGAUAAUGUUCCGACAAGCUCAAAAUCUGAUAAAAAAGCCUCAGUCAUCUUGUUAAAGAAAGCUAAAAGUGCAAUAACAUGGGCACUAGACACACUCAAAAAACUAAAGGAUGUGAAUAUUCCUUUUCUCCAACCCAUUAAACGACACUUGGAUCCAAUUCUUCAUAUUUCCUCAAACCUUGAAAGUAUUUCAUCGCAAAAGGCACGUCCUGAAGCAGAUAAAGAUCAAGAUGAAGCCCCUGUGGUGGUCACCAUUCCUUGUGUGCAUGAACUUCAUUCAGUUGGAAUCCAAUUUCAACCCUCAGAAGGAGGCAUCAUGGCCAUUGAAUUUAAUGAAAAAAAGGGCAUACUUUACCUCCCUUUACUCAAAUUAGAUGUUAACUCUGAAGUGAUAAUGAGAAACCUUGUGGCUCAUGAGGCCUUGACCAAACCAGAUUUCCUCAUAUUCACAAGGUACACAGAAUUGAUGAGAGCAAUCAUAGACACCGUGGAGGAUGUAAGGCUGUUGAAAAAUGCAAACAUCAUAGAGUCAAGUAGCACACUCAGUGUGGAAGAAAUGGAGGAACUGUUCAAUGGAAUGAGCAAAUCCAUUGGACCCACCAAGACUGAAAAAUUGGAUGAGACCAUAAAGAAAGUAAACAAGUAUUUUCAUAAUAAACGCAAGGCCAACCUCUAUAGGACCUUAACUGAAUAUGUGUACCAUUCUUGGAGGCUCUUCACACUUCUUGCUACCUUGGUGCUCUUGGCCAUGACGGCUCUUCAAACAUUUUGCUCCGCUUAUGAUUGCCCCAGUUAUUUUAGAUCCAAGUGAUUUUUUCACGUCAUUUUUCUUUUUACACAAGUGAAGGUUAGAAUAGUUGUGUAUGAUGCAUGGUAAAUUUUUAAUGAUUUCUAGGGAAUGAUCGAAAUAUCUGUAUAACAGUAUAAGCAUAGUGUAAAGUUAUAUCUCCGUAGCAAGAAUAAUAUAGCGUAUACUU
Molecule: messenger RNA, 1850 nt
Organism: Abrus precatorius (Indian licorice)
Lineage: Eukaryota; Viridiplantae; Streptophyta; Magnoliopsida; Fabales; Fabaceae
Product: putative UPF0481 protein At3g02645
Exons: 1
Coding region: 53-1684 (543 amino acids)
Source: RefSeq, a predicted model, not a curated record